Ostrea edulis (European flat oyster) is the source of this 2786-nucleotide messenger RNA. RefSeq lists its product as uncharacterized. The record is from RefSeq and is a predicted model, not a curated record. NCBI's taxonomy places the organism in Eukaryota, Metazoa, Mollusca, Bivalvia, Ostreida, Ostreidae. The transcript is spliced from 4 exons. Bases 115 to 1173 code for a protein of 352 amino acids.
CGUAUGAUCAAGGGUAAAGAACGUUACUGUCGCUGUACAUAUCAAUACCACUUCUCUUGAUGGAACUUAUGAAGAAGAAACCUAUUAAAUACUAGUUAGUUUGAUUGUGUUCAAAUGGAUUUCCUGAAGUUACUUUUUCUUCUCAAAGUAACACAAACGUCACAUGUAUCAUCGACAACUACCGAUAGAUCGACAGAAUCAGCGUCACAUGUACCACCGACAACUACCGAUAGAUCGACAGAAUCAGCGUUACAUGUACCACCGACAACUACCGAUAGAUCGACAGAAUCAACGUCACAUGUACCAUCGAUAACAACCGAUAGAUCGACAGAAUCAACGUCACAUGUACCACCGACAACUACCGAUAGAUCGACAGAAUCAACGUCACAUGUACCACCGACAACUACCGAUAGAUCGACAGAAUCAGCGUUACAGGUACCACAGACAACUACCGAUAGAUCGACAGAAUCAAAGUCCGAAUUUGUUUAUAACAAAGAUUGGAUGUAUUCUUACGACGAGGCACUUAGAGUGUGCAGUAAAGAGGGGACAGAAACUGUAACCUACAAAAUAUUGUACUUUUAUCAGUUAAACAUAGACGAAAGUAACUAUGUUUACACGGAAGUUGGAAGGAAUACGUUUGAGGACGGCGUUAAGAUUUGGACUGACCUUUAUGUACUUAGUAAUAAGACAAUUGGAAGCAGAGUCACUGGGAAUAUCUACGAAGUGCCCUUGAACAACUCCUCCAAGAACAAGAUUGGCACCUGCGUGGUGCUCAUAUGGAAUUCUGGCAAAGCACACCUCCAUCUACAGGCCAAUCGUUGUGACUCUCUCAACAGAGUUAUUUGUCGGGAAUAUUUGGACUUGGCCACAACGAGCAGCCCUAGUGUGCCAUGUCCUGUCUGUGAUUGCAAUACUGACGGUGACAGAGUCAGGACAAGGGAUGAAGUCGAAACCGUGCUGAGGGAAAUCCGGAAAAAUCUCACUCUCAGUAAAGCAAAUCUGUCGUCAAGUAUAAGGAAAAGAAUAAGUGCCAGUGACCCCCGAAUGUCCAGUCAGAUCAUCGGAGUGACCCUAGGAAUCAGCGUUCUGAGUUUCACUGUCGGUGUAAUAAUCAUAACAGAUUUUAUCUCACUUUUGAAGUUUGUGGUGUUGAAAUUCUGUUGUAGAGACUAAUUAAAAAAAAAAAACAUUUAAAAGGUGAUAAGUAAUCACAUUUCCUGAUAUUGCAAUAUGCUACCCAAUGAUUUUAUGCAUCAUGAAAUGUUAUGGAGCGCCUUAACUGCCUUCUGGUGUUCUGUAAUUAUUUAGUGAGUGAUGUACUUCUCUCAUUAUGUGAUGUGCUUUUCUCAUGUUAACACUAAUAAUUAGGUCUUGUGCAUUUUAAUAAGGAUUAUGUGAUGUGCUUUUUUCAUGUCCUGUGCAUUUACCACUGUGAUGCGUUUCUCUCAUUAUGUCAUGUGCACUAAUCAUUAUUAUCAUUACUAAUCAAUAUGCUGGAGUUCCUUUGGGUUCUGCACUGGGGCCAAUUUUAUUUCGUUUGCAUGUCAAUGAUUUUUCUGAAGAUUUAGUUAAUAAUAUACAACUUUUUGCUAAUGAUACCUCUUUAGAUGCAAUUAUAAACAGUGAUGUUACAAAUGUUACAAUGUCACUUACAAAUGAUGUACCCGGUAGAACAUAUAGAUGAUUUGUCUGAGAAAUGGCUUGUUGAAUUCAAUCCAAACAAAACUGUUAAUAUUGAUUUUUCUAGAAAAAAAAACAUUUUGUAUCCUUAUGUUAAAUUUGGUGAACACGGACCAGAAAUUGUUCAAGAUAAAUCUCACACCCACUUAGGUCUCCAAUUUCAGAGUGAUGCUACGUGGACAUCCCAUAUACUUUCAGUUAAUGAAAAAGCUACAAAAAGAAUAAAUAUUCUUCGAAUGCUGAAAUAUAAGGUUAACAGUAAAACACUGAUUAAGAUACAUUUGGCAUUAAUUAGACCCGUGCUUGAAUAUUCUGAUGUUGUUUGGGAUAAUUGCUCAGAAAAAGACUAAAUCAUUAGAAGACAUUGAAGUAGAAGCAGCCAGAAUAAUUACAGGUUUAAGAUGUAACUCCUCACGUGCAAAGCUGUAUGAUGAACUAGGAUGGGAUCUCUUACAAACAAGGAGAAAAAUUCAUAAGCUGCUGGGUUUAUUUUUAUUCAUGAAUGGCUAUUCGCCUCAAUAUUUGUAUAAUUUCAUAGAACCAUAUCGUCCACCGACUCAUUUUUACAAUCUCCGAGUUACAUGUAGUACUUUUCAGUUUAGCAUUACUCAUAUUAGAACAACAUCAAAUAUGGAAUGCUUCAUUCCGCCCGCUGUCAAACUAUGGAAGAACCUGCCAGACUAUAUAGAGAAUGUUUCUGAAAUUUCUUCUUUCACGAGUCUCUUCGUAUUUGUACAAAAAGGUAAUGGACUGUUUCAAUUUGGAGAACCUGUGUAACAUGAUACAUUGUCAAAAUAAAGAAACAAUUAAUGCUAGCAACCUUGAUUUAGAUCUGUAUACUUGUAAGGACUAAAAUAGGCUAUAUAUGCCUGCUGCCCAAUCCCUUUCACUAUUUGUGAAUAAAAUUAUAAUAAAGCAAAAAACUAAUCAUUAUGUAUUGUGCAUUUUUAAAAUCAUUUUAUCAUAAUUAUGUACUCAUCGUUAUGUCAUGUGCAUUUAUCGUUAUGUCGUGUGCAUCUCAUCGUGUAAUGUGCUUCCGUCAUUAUGAAAUGCGCUUUUGUCAUUAUGUGAUGUUAUGUUGUCAUUAGGUUGUGUUGAAGUUGUCA